AUGGGCGGCAACAACGGUCUCAAGUUCAUCGCCGUGGCAGUGCUCCUCGAGUAUGUCUUCAUCAAGCCGCGGAUCAUGCUAGGAGGUGAUGGGACCGACUUUGUUGGCAUUGUGUUAGUUCACGCAGUCCUUGCUUAUAUCGGCAGACUCAAUACCCAGUACCUCACCGACAAGCAACGCUCCGCCGCACUCGCCAAUGGCCUUUUAGGCGGCGCAUUCGGCUACGCCUGGCUGCUGUUCCACAUCAAGUUCCACGAGCGCCAGGUUCAACACCUCUUCGUUGCCAAUGCCUUGAUUCUAGCUGGCAUCAUACUUCGAGCCUGGUAUGAUCGACGUUUGAACGCGCGCGAUGGCCGUCAAGUGUAA
This is a messenger RNA of Fulvia fulva, 366 nucleotides long. RefSeq lists its product as uncharacterized. The transcript is spliced from 2 exons. The coding region runs from base 1 to 366 and encodes 121 amino acids. Lineage: Eukaryota; Fungi; Ascomycota; Dothideomycetes; Mycosphaerellales; Mycosphaerellaceae. The record is from RefSeq and is a predicted model, not a curated record.